AUGCAGUGCUGGCAGGUGGCAAGUCUGGCUGAAGGUGGAGCAACAGCAGGAGGAGCAGCAGGAGGAGCAGCAGGAGGAGCAGCAGGAGGAGCAGCAGGAGGAGCAGCAGGAGGAGCAGCAGGAGGAGCAGCAGGAAGAGCAGCAGGAAGAGUAGCAGGAGGAGCAGCAGGAGGAGCAGCAGGAGGAGCAGCAGGAGGAGCAGCAGGAGGAGCAGCAGGAGGAGCAGCAGGAGGAGCAGCAGGAGGAGCAGCAGGAGGAGCAGCAGGAGGAGCAGCAGGAGGAGCAGCAGGAGGAGCAGCAGGAGGAGCAGCAGGAGGAGCAGCAGGAGGAGCAGCAGGAGGAGCAGCAGGAGGAGCAGCAGGAGGAGCAGCAGGAGGAGCAGCAGGAAGAGCAGCAGGAAGAGCAGCAGGAAGAGCAGCAGGAAGAGCGGCAGGAAGAGCGGCAGGAAGAGCGGCAGGAAGAGCAGCAGGAGAAGUUGCAGCAGCAGCAGGAGGAGGGGCAGGAACAGCAGGAGCUGCAGAAGUGGCACAGGCUGCUGCAGCAAUAGCAGCUGCAAGGAUAGAAGCUGCACGUGAACUUGUGCUGAUAUUAGCAGUACCCUUAGGCUUGUGA
Closterium sp. Yama58-4 is the source of this 612-nucleotide messenger RNA. Lineage: Eukaryota; Viridiplantae; Streptophyta; Zygnematophyceae; Desmidiales; Closteriaceae. The record is from the annotation of a GenBank genome assembly.